Messenger RNA from Cornus florida, 1687 nucleotides. Its product is annotated as probable protein phosphatase 2C 27. Lineage: Eukaryota; Viridiplantae; Streptophyta; Magnoliopsida; Cornales; Cornaceae. The transcript is spliced from 4 exons. Gene Ontology annotation, biological process: protein dephosphorylation. The record is from RefSeq and is a predicted model, not a curated record. Gene Ontology annotation, molecular function: cation binding; protein serine/threonine phosphatase activity. The coding region runs from base 254 to 1402 and encodes 382 amino acids.
AGUACAGUGCUCACAGCCACGCUUUCAUAGAAAAAUCUGGAACUCAACGGCUCCUGCUAUUUCUCUCUCUAGAAUUUUUUCUCUCCUCCUCCCCCUAAGCACUCCCUCUCUAUAAACUACUGACUAAUAGAGCCUCCAUAUAUAUAUAUUAUUCGAACAUAUUCUGACUUUGCAAAUUUGAUAUUUUUCUGAUAUUCUCUCUCUCUCUCUGUGCUUGUGAAAACCCACAAGUUGCUUAGAAACUGAAACUACCAUGUGCCUGCAGGACUCAGAACAAGUUUCUGAACGAAUGGACAAUCUGGGUUUCUCUGAGCAUGAAGAAAACCACAAGACUUGGCCUUUGCAAUCUGAAUUGUUUCAUGCCCAGAUUCAGAAUUGGGAAAAUGAAGCUUCUUGUGAUCAGUUUGCUCUCGGAAAUUCAUUUCCCCUGGAAAGCAUUUGUGAGGAUUCUACAGUCGCAGACAAAAAACAGAACCUUUUGAAUAAUUUCAUCCCUGCCCUUCGGUCUGGAGAGUGGUCUGACAUUGGAGGUCGUUCUUAUAUGGAGGAUACUCACAUAUGUAUUACAGAUCUAGCAAAGAAUUUUGGUUACAAUUUACUUGGUGAGGAAGCCAUUUCCUUCUAUGGUGUAUUCGAUGGGCAUGGAGGAAAGUUUGCAGCACAAUUUGUCCGUGACCAUUUACCUAGGGUGAUUGUUGAGGAUGCCAAUUUCCCUUUAGAACUUGAGAAAAUUGUCACAAGGUCAUUCAUGGAAACAGAUGCUGCCUUUGCGAAGUCAUGCUCUCUCGAGUCUGCUCUAUCUUCUGGCACAACUGCUCUCACUGCAAUGAUAUUUGGCAGAUCUUUACUUGUGGCAAAUGCUGGAGAUUGUCGGGCAGUCCUAUCUCGACGUGGAUUGGCUAUAGAAAUGUCAAAAGAUCACAGGCCUUGCUGUGACAAUGAAAGGAUGAGGAUCGAGUCACUGGGUGGAUUCAUUGAUGAUGGAUAUUUGAAUGGCCAGUUGGGUGUAACCCGGGCGCUAGGUGAUUGGCACAUAAAAGGACUGAAAGAAACUGGUGAAAGGAGUGGGCCGUUGAGUGCUGUGCCAGAACUUAAAUUGAUUACACUAACGAAGGAAGACGAGUUUUUGAUAAUCGGUAGUGAUGGAAUUUGGGAUGCGUUUAGAAGCCAAAAUGCAGUGGACUUUGCCCGGAGAAAACUCCAAGAGCACAAUGACGUGAAAUUGUGCUGCAAGGAACUAGUAGAAGAAGCACUAAAGCGGGGAGCAAUAGACAAUCUGACAGUCGUGAUGGUGUGUUUUCAUUCAGAGUCGCCUCCCCGAGUGACCGUGCCAAGACCAAGAGUUAGAAGGAGCAUCUCUGCUGAGGGACUUCAAAAUCUCAAAUUUCUGUUAGAAGGAUAAAAGUCAAAUUGUUUUUUUUUUCCAAAUACUUUUUCUCUAUAAUUGGUAGGCACAGCUUCUUAGCUGGUGAAGAUGAUGACGACGAUUGAUGGUGGUGGUUGUAUGUUCUAUCAGGUACCAUUUUAUAUAAAUUUAUUUGAUAGAACAACAUUCUUCAUAAUAAUGAUUCGCUUGGUUGUCAGAAGAUGGGAGAAAAGGAAGGAAACCUUGCUCUACCUUUUGGGCAGAGACCAUAGUUUGUAAAUAGAUACUUGUGAUUCAAAUUAUAUGGUCCUUUGUUGAUUA